GAUAGAGCAUCUCAUCAAUUGAUUUUUUACAUUUUGUUGUUCGUUCAACGAUUGGAGCAUUCAAAUGCAAACUGAAAUCAAGUAUCCAGUUAUACCAGAAGAUCCUGGAAAAAAAUUUAAUUUAAUAUGGAAAAAUAUAUCUUUUGUCGUGAAAAAAAAAACAAGUCAAAAUUAUUUAAAGAGAUUCCUCGGAUUAGACAAAUUCGAAUAUGUUCGUAUUUUGAAUGGAGUAAAUGGUAUUGUUCAAUCUGGAACAUUGAUGGCUAUCAUGGGUCCGAGCGGAUCUGGGAAGACAACUCUCCUUGCGACAUUGAGCCGACGAAUAAAAGGCGAAAUCGAGGGUGAAAUUUUAUUGAACGGAAAAUCAAUUAGCAAGGAAGAAAUGAUUAAAAUAUCUGGUUUUGUACCUCAACAGGAUCUUGCUAUCGAAUCAUUGACCGUUCAGGAACACAUGGAAUUUAUGGCAUGUAUGAAGAUGGAUCGAAGAUAUCGUGCCGGUUUAAGAAAGUUAAGAAUAUCUGUACUGUUGACAGAAUUGACAUUGAUCAAUUGUGCUAAUUCAAAAUUGUCAGCAUUGUCUGGUGGUGAAAAAAAGAGAGUGUCCUUAGCAGUACAAUUACUGACAGAGCCCAGUAUUCUCUUUUGUGAUGAACCUACGACAGGUCUUGACAGUUACACAGCUAUGACAGUAUUGAAUACUCUUCAUGAUGUUUCUAAAAGGGGUAAAAUAGUUAUCUGUUCGAUACAUCAACCAACUUCAGGUUUAUUCGAAAUUUUUCAUUGGCUUUUAUUAAUUUCUGCCGGUCGAGUUGCUUUUCAAGGCUCGAUAAUCGACGCCACAAAUUUCUUUGAUAGCUUAAAUCUACACUGCCCACAAACUUACAAUAAUGCUGAAUUCUACGUGUCCCAAUUAUCCGAGAACGAUGAGGAUAAGAGUUCUAAAAAGGUGAAAUGGAUCUGUGAUCGAUAUAAAGAAUCAAUUUAUGCAGAGAAAGUUUCAUCGUCGAUUAGAGAUUACCACGGAUAUGUUAAAGAGGCUAAUAACUUUCCAAUAAUAUUUUCGGACAAUGUACUAUCAAAACAUGAUUUUAAAAAAAUCAGAACAUUAACUCAAAUCGAAUGGCUUCUUUGGCGAACUUACAUCGAUUACAAGAGAAAUCUCUCUUCUAUAUUCCUACGAUUUAUAAUUUAUUUGUUUAUAGGUAUUUUUAUAUCUUUACCAUACGUAAACGUAACUGAGAAAGUUGAUCAAAAUAGUAUACAAAAUAUUCAAGGUCUCAUGUACUUGACCGUAGUGGAAACUUCGUUUACAUUCAAUUACAACAGUUUUUAUACCUUUCCAAGAGAAUUGCCGUUACUUUUGUACGAUAUCGCAGCGAACUUAUACAAUCCAACAUCGUAUUACAUUAGUAAAAUUCUAAUUAUGAUUCCAAGUACCAUAAUUCAACCAUUUUUAUAUGCUGGAAUAAUUUAUCUUAUCACUGGACUGAAAGGUGGAUUAUUUGGUUUCAUUUAUUUCGUUAUACCAAUUGUGUCAUGUGCAUUUACUUCUUCUGCUUUUGGACUUUUGAUGUCAACACCCUUUGAUUCAAUAGAUAAAGCUUCUUUGAUAUCAGUACCAAUCGAUUUUAUAUUUCUCUUGUUUUCUGGCAUCUUCUUACAUAUAGGAAAUUUAUUACCAUUAAUAUCAUGGAUGAGAUAUCUGUCUAUAUUUUAUUAUGCUUUGGAAGCUGUUUCUUUGGUGCAAUGGGGACAAUAUGAUCAUAUAGAGUGCUUACCAGAUCCAGAAAUACCUUGCAUCUCUACUGGGUUAGAAGUACUUGAUAAAUACGGUUACAUAAACGAUCAUUAUUACAUUGAUUUAUUAGGCCUUCUAUUAAUAUUUCUCCUCAGUCAUUUCGCCAAUUUUUUGGUAUUUCGUUAUAGAAGUCAAAAGGAACCAGUUUAUUAGAAAUUAUAUAUAUAUAUAUCAUCCUUGUGAAUUAUGUAUAAUUUUAAAUAAUAACAAUUAUACAGAAAAAAGAAUAAAAUUAAUGUAAAACUUGACUGUUACAAUUACAUACCCAAUCAACAAA
This is a messenger RNA of Vespula pensylvanica (western yellowjacket), 2075 nucleotides long. RefSeq names its product protein scarlet-like (gene bw). The transcript has 14 exons. Bases 65 to 1951 code for a protein of 628 amino acids. Gene Ontology annotation, molecular function: ATP hydrolysis activity; ABC-type transporter activity; ATP binding. Lineage: Eukaryota; Metazoa; Arthropoda; Insecta; Hymenoptera; Vespidae. Gene Ontology annotation, cellular component: plasma membrane. The record is from RefSeq and is a predicted model, not a curated record.